AUGGCCCGCGUCUUCACAACCUUGGCCUCAUCGGCCCAAGUGCUUCCAGUUCCUGCACCGUUCUCCAACUCGUCUUACAAUCUCUCAUUCUGGGGUCCUUCGUACAAAUGCCAGCGACUGAACAACGAGGCUCUACAUGGGACUGCACCUUCGGAUCUCAACAAUACCGUCUUCAUAUCAGCUGCAGGCAGCAAUCCGCUGUGGAACGACAACGCCACACAGCCCACUGAGAUUUCGACAUGCACUUCACCAAACGGCAUUCAGACGCUGACGCCAAUCUCAGUCGACCACAUCGCCUAUGCCAAUUGGAAUGAAAGCGCUGCUAUCAACUUCGCAGCGCCUUCAUACUCAGAAGUAGAUCCAACAGUGAAUGCAGGCUUUUACAUAAUCCAGAUGAUCCUCUCGGGUCUUCUCCAAGGCGAACUGGUUCAGACUCUUUGCCUGUCCAGAAUUAUGGACACCAGCAGCUAUUAUUAUAAACAUGGCAACGACUCCACUAAAACUUCUAAUGGACUUGACCAACCGCAACUACUAUUUCUACGGCAGUACGGUCCUGCUAGCGGCUUACAUGAGUGCGCUGGCUGUCACGAUUGCGUGCGUCGUCGUCGGCUUCUUCGCCCUGCGACGAAACGGCGUCCCCAAAACAACUCGUUCUCAAGUGUCUUGAUGACGACUCGGAAUCCGGAGCUGGACCGCUUGGCCGUCGGCCAUUGCUUGGGAUUCGAGCCGCUGAGGGGGGAUAUUGAUAAGGUUCGGCUGCAGUUUGGGGAGGUCGAGGGCGCAAAUCUGCGACAUAGGCAUGCGGCGUUCGGGUCCAAGGGGUCGGUGACAGCCCUCUCUAAGGGCGAGGAUUAUUAUUAG
Molecule: messenger RNA, 861 nt
Organism: Aspergillus novofumigatus IBT 16806
Lineage: Eukaryota; Fungi; Ascomycota; Eurotiomycetes; Eurotiales; Aspergillaceae
Exons: 5
Coding region: 1-861 (286 amino acids)
Source: RefSeq, a predicted model, not a curated record